AUGCAGGAAAAUAUGCAGGAAGAAAUCGAGAUGAAGAGCGGCAGCGCUGUGCGAACUGGACCUGUAGGCAGUGGGAAUAAUGCCUACGAAGGAGCAACAUUUCGCCAGAAACAACAAUUAGAGAGAUAUUUGAACUUUUUUUCUUCGAUUGCAUUUUCUGCUACUCUGCUUGCAACAUGGGAGUCUGCCGGUGGCAGUUUGCUCGCGGGGCUCUACAAUGGUGGUCCUGCCGUGAUUGUUUAUGGUAUUCUUGUGAGCAUCAUUGGUAACAUGGCAAUCGCGUGCUCAUUAGCGGAGCUUGCUUCUAUACACCCAACCGCAGGUGCUCAAUAUCACUGGAGUUAUUUCCUCGCACCUCGUGGACGACGCUUUAUCAGUUUCUUCCAAGGUUGGGUGACUGUCUUUUCUUGGUGCGCUCUCGUCGGUAUCGCGCCAUACUUCAUCGGAACCGAAAUCCAGGGCAUGGUUGUGCUGGCAAACCCUGAGUAUGAAAUGAAAAGAUGGCGCGGUACCUUGCUUAUGUGGGCAGUUGCGAUAGUUCCUAUUGUUAUCAACAUAUUUGCUCGUCGUGUUAUGGGGGCCAUUGAGGUCGCUGCGGGAAUCAUGCAUGUCGUCUUCCUGCCCGUCACUAUCGCUGUCUUCGUUUGCCUCGCCCCUCGGAACCCCGACAGCUUUGUGUGGAACACUUUCGUCGAGGGCUUGAGUGGAUGGAAGGAUUCGGGAGUUGUGUACUCCAUCGGUCUCCUUGGUGUCAUCACUCCCCUGGCCGGCGUCGACGGUAUAAUCCACAUGGCGGAAGAAGUCAAAAAUGCCAAAAUCGUGGUUCCCCGCUCUAUGAUAUACGGUACCCUAAUCAACGGAACCCUCGCAUUCGCCUACCUGAUCGCCACUCUCUACUGCAUGGGAGAUUACGUCGAAGCCCUGACCAGCCCAACAGGCUACCCCAUCAUAACAAUCGCCUACCAGGCAACCGGAUCAAAAGCAGCUACUUAUGUUCUUAUGGCAAUGGGCAUGAUGCCCGGCUGGAUCGCCCUCUUCAACGGGUUUGCUUCCGUCACACGUCUCACCUGGGCGUUUGCUCGAGAUAAUGGGCUUCCCUUUUCCGACUUCUUUGCCGUUGUCGACCCAACUUACAAAAUCCCCAUCCGAGCUUUGUUCCUGGUUUCAUCAUGCAUUUUCGCUCUAUCAUUCAUUCAAAUCGGGUCCACUGCUGCAUUCAACGCUAUUCUCUCCCUCAGCACGCUCGGUCUCUACAUUUCCUACCUUAUCCCUCUUGGCCUCCUUGUUUGGAAGCGUUUGACGGCACCCCAGGAUAUCCCACAAGGAAACUUUACUCUAGGGAAACUUGGGCUCCCCAUUAAUCUUGUUGCCAUUCUCUUUGCUACUUAUUUUUCUAUCUUCUUGCCAUUUCCUGCGACCCUGCCCGUUACAGCGGAGAAUAUGAACUAUGCCGGACCGGUACUUGGCUUUGUGAUGUUAUUCGCCUGUGUGGAUUGGGCUGUUCGAGGACGGCAUAAGUGGGAAGGCCCAACCACCAAAUCUUAUUCUCACAGCGAGUGA
This is a messenger RNA of Penicillium manginii, 1560 nucleotides long. Its product is annotated as putative GABA permease. The transcript is spliced from 5 exons. Gene Ontology annotation, molecular function: transmembrane transporter activity. Lineage: Eukaryota; Fungi; Ascomycota; Eurotiomycetes; Eurotiales; Aspergillaceae. The coding region runs from base 1 to 1560 and encodes 519 amino acids. Gene Ontology annotation, cellular component: membrane. Gene Ontology annotation, biological process: transmembrane transport. The record is from RefSeq and is a predicted model, not a curated record.